This is a messenger RNA of Aspergillus japonicus CBS 114.51, 851 nucleotides long. RefSeq lists its product as uncharacterized. The record is from RefSeq and is a predicted model, not a curated record. NCBI's taxonomy places the organism in Eukaryota, Fungi, Ascomycota, Eurotiomycetes, Eurotiales, Aspergillaceae. The transcript has 2 exons. Bases 69 to 506 code for a protein of 145 amino acids.
UCUCCCGACACGCUCGCUUAUCCCUUCCCUUUCCCCAAUACAUCUUGACCCAGCAUUUUCUGAUCGUUAUGUCUGGUUUCGAGGUUGUGGGCGUCGUGCUGGGUGCCAUCCCACUGGUAUUAUCCGCUUUGAAUGCCUGCAAGAGCACCAAGAAAACCAUUCGGCUGAUCAGAAAGAAAGAUGUCCUUUUGGACCAAUUGAUUCAGUCAUUGCGAGAGCAAGAAUUCUUGAUCCAGACCGACAUCUGCUUGGCACUCAAGAAGACAGAUUUGACGGAGACAGACAUCAUUGAUAUGCUUAAUGACACUGGUUUCAACAUGUUUCAAACGGAUGCGCUUCGAGAUCAUAUGGGGCUCGCAUCAAUCUUCUACACGGCUACGGUCGCGGAAUGCGAGGGGAUUCUGCAAGAUAUCGUUGCCAGGAUCAGUGGAUUGGUAUCCACCCCCCAGUGCGGCCACGAGGCCCUUUCCACCCUCAUCGAGAAUCAACCCAGCAAGGAUGGCUAGUUUGAGUUCACCAAGAGAAUCAAGUUCAGCAUUCGAAGUGACGAGUUGAAGGCGCAGAUCCGCAGCCUCGAUGAGGGGACGAGAAAAUUGACUCACCUGAGGGAAUCCGGCGCAGAAAGGCAGCAGCAUGUCACCACCAAGCCUACGUCACGAACGGCAACAAGAAUUACAGCAGCAUUCAGCUCCGUGAAUAGCCAUGCACGAAUUCUCUUUUCGGCCGUCUCCCGCGGUCCUCUAUCCGCUUGCCAUUCUCACCAUGAGGUCAGACUUUUUCUGCAAACAAGAUCAUCAGCAAUAAACACGAAGACACCAAGAAGACUCAAUUUUCACCACCUGUUAAUUUCA